AUGGACGAGCAUUCCAUCCUCCAGACGAUCCAGAAAUGGCGACGCACCCGGUACUCUGCCCGCCCGUUCUACCUCACCGUGCUCGCCAUCACCAUAAUAUCACUGCUUGCAUGGGCCAAGGGGCGCCAUGCACAAGAUGCGGGUACCGCCUCAGGUGGUGUUUUGCGCACGCGAGACGUCAUGGUCAUGGAUGAAGAGUGUCGACUCGUCCACCAUGCCAAAGACCAAUGUGCCUUCGUCCUCGCCAAUUGCCCGGAUGAGGAAGCUGGUGUCAUUUCCUACCUCACCCUCUACUACUGUCGCCUUCCACAUGCGAAGCCCUUCGCCUUUACAAUCAUGACCCUCUGGCUUGCCAUGCUUUUCAGCACCAUCGGCAUCGCAGCAAGCGACUUCUUUUGCGUCAACUUGAAUACGAUAGCACGUAUGCUCGGCAUGAGCGAGAGCUUGGCAGGGGUCACUUUGCUGGCAUUUGGUAACGGAAGUCCAGACGUCUUCUCGACUUUUGCCGCAUUCCGUACCCAUGCUGCAAGUUUGGCUGUGGGUGAGCUCAUUGGCGCAGCCUGCUUCAUCACAGCCGUCGUCUCGGGGUCCAUGGCUCUGAUUCGACCCUUCACGGUGGCUCGCAAGAGCUUCAUACGUGAUGUUGGCUUCUUCCUCAUGGCUGCAGCCUUCAGUAUGGGUUUCAUUGUCGAUGGAAAAUUGCACUUGUGGGAAUCCGCCACCAUGGUCGCUUUCUACGUCUUCUAUGUUCUAUUCGUCGUGGCAUGGCACUGGUGGCUCAACGCUAGGAAAGCGAGAAAGAUCAAGGCAGCUGCGAUGAGAAGUCACUUUGUCAUGCCCGGCGGAGAGGAAGAAGAGUUUCCAGAAUAUCACGACGAUGAGACGCCUGCAGGCAAUGGAACCGCAGGUCGCACGAUAUCGAACGAGGACUUUUCGGCACUUGAACGCGCUGGCGGCGGUGACAUGAUCGAGGACGACGACAACGAGGAAGCGCGUGAGCGCUGGAUGGGAGAACUCACCAACAAUAUGCGCGUGAACCGGCCAAACGUAGGAUCUCGAAGAAACACGCAUACGCCCAUUCGCCCCAGUCUGGUUGGUGCGCUGGAAUUCAGAGCGGUGCUCUCCUCAUUGCAAAAGUCUAGAAAUAUCCAGUCGAUGCCCAUCAGCUUACGACGAUACUCGGAUGACCCCACCUACACGACAGCGCAGCAUCAAAGCUACAUCUCAACCAUGUCUGAUCCAGCCCCUCGACCACCUUUUGAUGUAGUGUCUGUUGCAUCAGACGAUUCGCCACAUGUCAUGCGUCCCAACAUUGAUAUCCAACAGGGUACCGGCAAUCGUACACGAGCGGUAUCGACCAACGACAUUGAAUCUGCUCGCCUGCAACCCAGCACAUUACAAGGCGUAGUGCCUGACAUCACAUUUGGGCCGCCUACACCUGAUGAACGAAGCAAAUUCUCUGUCAACGAGGACGCGCCUCCGUCUCCGUCUUUCUCAUUGUCUCCGACAACAUCUCAACUCUCUUCCCGGCGACCCAGUCCGGCUCCACCACGUGUGAGGCAUCCAUCAGCCAGCAGAUUGGCUCCCCCAGGCGCUGAAAGUCACGACAACACGCCCAUUCGCCAUGGAUCUAUUUCACCGAGUCCGCAUUCGUCACCCGUUCUAGCCCCCGGUGAACGCCCUCAACCUCCUGCUCUGAAGUUGGCCGUGCCGGAUGCUACAUCGCCGCCGAUACCCUUUCCAGCCUACACUGAUUACCCGUGGUCGGCUCAGUCAUCGAGACCCCCAAGCCUAAGGCCUCGAUCACCCAGUGCGUCGCCUGAGUCUGUGUUUCCAAAGGAUCUUUUUGGUGCCAUUGAGGUAGCGAAGACACCAAGGUGGUGGCCAUCCCGGGUUCUUCCUUCGCCAUAUGUCUUGUCCUCGACCCUGUUCCCUACCUUGAUCAAUUGGAAGGACAAGAAUAUCUUUGAUAAGUUACUUGGCGUCAUCGCCAGUCUGCCGGUCUUCCUACUUACCAUUACACUGCCGGUAGUUGAAGCACAGAAAGAUGAAGAUGAAGGCGGGCAGGCAGAGCUGUCGCUGGAUCUCGGCCUACCGUCCCCCGUGAUACCGGUCAACAGCAGUGGAGACUCGCAUUCUCACAGUAUAUCGAUUGUGCUUCCACCAGAGAGGUAUUCGGACCACAACUUGUCGAGGUCGAAAAAAGACAACAGCCUUUCCAUCACCAGACCGAAUGGUGGCUCGUUUAGUACAGUGGCCAGCCAGCCGCCUCAAGUGUACAUCACCAGCGAGGACAAUGUGGCUCAGUCGCCAGAAACGCUGCCCGAGAUUCCGAGACGACUGGAAGCCAAGCCAUGGAACCGGUGGCUAGUGAUUAUCCAAAUCUUCACGGCUCCUCUGUUCAUCGUGCUCAUCUUUUGGGCCAACAUCCAGCCUGAGAAUGCGAAAGCACUUGUGCGGGACAGUUUAUAUUCGCUGCUCGGUUCCCUGUGUUUCCUUGGGGUUGUGCUGACCACGACGACACCGGAUCGACCGCCGGGGUGGCGAUCGGCCCUCUGCUUCCUUGGCUUCGCAGUGGCCAUUGCGUGGAUUAGUACGAUUGCCAACGAAGUGGUUGGCGUGUUGCGGACGCUUGGAGUCAUUCUCAAUAUGAGCGACGCUAUUCUUGGAUUGACCAUUUUUGCAGUGGGCAAUUCGCUGGGCGACUUGGUUGCGGACAUCACGGUGGCUCGUCUUGGAUUCCCCAUCAUGGCGCUGUCGGCCUGCUUUGGUGGACCGAUGCUGAAUAUCCUGCUCGGUGUUGGGCUGAGUGGCUGCUACAUGAUCAUCACCAAGGGCGAGCACCGUCACGACAAACAUCCUCAGCAAGGGAUACACUUUCGACCGUACCACAUCGCGGUCAGCACGACGUUGGUAAUAUCGGGGGCCACGUUACUCUUCACGCUAGCAGGGCUGCUGGUGGCGGUGCCUAUGAGACGGUGGAAGAUGGACAAGGUGAUUGGAUGGGGACUCGUUGCGUUGUGGGGUGUGAGUACGUUCGCCAACGUUUUGGUCGAGGUGUUGGGGUACAGCAGUGAUGUGAGCUAG
Molecule: messenger RNA, 3087 nt
Organism: Plenodomus lingam JN3
Lineage: Eukaryota; Fungi; Ascomycota; Dothideomycetes; Pleosporales; Leptosphaeriaceae
Biological process (GO): transmembrane transport; intracellular calcium ion homeostasis; monoatomic cation transport
Cellular component (GO): membrane
Molecular function (GO): monoatomic cation transmembrane transporter activity
Source: RefSeq, a predicted model, not a curated record